Theileria orientalis strain Shintoku is the source of this 1446-nucleotide messenger RNA. RefSeq names its product major facilitator superfamily MFS-1 protein. Lineage: Eukaryota; Apicomplexa; Aconoidasida; Piroplasmida; Theileriidae. Gene Ontology annotation, biological process: transmembrane transport. The record is from RefSeq and is a predicted model, not a curated record. Gene Ontology annotation, molecular function: transmembrane transporter activity. The coding region runs from base 1 to 1446 and encodes 481 amino acids. The transcript is spliced from 6 exons.
AUGAGAGAAAAAAACAACGCAGUAGAACGCAAAAGUUCAAGUUUAAUACCAAUAAAACCAUGGCAAAAACUAGUCGCGUAUCUGUUCAUGAUCUUUGCGACAGGAUGUACGUACUGGGGGUGGAACGGGAUUCAAGAAUUGCUUUACAAGGCUGGAUCCUUUGAGGAGAUGUGCAAUAACCAGGCGGACAGCACCUUCAUGGAAAUAGCAGGAAAGAAGUACAUAGACUGCGGAGAAAGGAAGAGCGGCAUCAACAACCUGUACACGAUCGCCUACUCGUCCCACUUCAUCACGUCGAUCUUCACAGGGUACCUGGUAGACUACGUGGGCCCCAAGUAUUGCUACCUGGGAGGGCAGGUCGUCAACUUCAUCAUUUGGAUCAUCAUCGGAUUUUUCCCGAAGUCGUACUGGGCACUGAGAAUCUGUUUCUUCGUCAUUGGCCUGAGCGCGGAGUCGCUGUACAUGCCACUUCUUUCAGUCUCGUACAAGUUCGAAAACAAGAGAUCCUUCGUUAUUUCGUUCAUGGGAUCGGCAAGGUCACUCUCGUUCCUGGUUCCUACGCUCAUGUCCCUGGUGUACCAGAUGGAGGCGUUUAAACCAGAGUCGCUUUACAUGGUGUGCCUCGGAUACGCAAGCAUAGCGCACAUAGGCUGUUUCAUCAUAGGGCUGCUGAUCGUGGACAAGAGGUUCGACAACAGCGAGGAGGCGAAAAAGGCCUCUGAAGAACCGAAUGGAGAAACUGUGAACUUCGAGGCGCUGAACAGCGAAGCGAAGCCCCAGAGAAAACUUCUGAGCAAACUGAAGGGCCUGAAGUCGAAGAUAAAGAAGGGCCUGAGGCACCCGCAGCUCUUCGAGUACAUCGGAGUCGUCGUGUGCUGCGCACUCUUCCUCACGUCCAUCGGCUUCGUAAACCAGUCACACAGGGAGAUGCUCGUCACGUCAGAUAAGAGAAGCGCAGUCCACGUAUACAGGUACAUCAACGUGCUCUCGUUCGUGCCGGCGCCGGUGUUCGGAAAGCUGAUUGACCUGUUCGGAGCAGGCCUGGUACUGCUGAUACUGCACAGCUGCUGCUUUAUGUACUACUUUUGUGUGUCGUUCGACGCAUUCCCAAUGAAGGUCAUCGCCUGUGUAUUCUUCUUCUUCGCAGUGUCACUGUGUAUCUCGAGCACGUACUGUUACAUCAACCAGAGGUUUCCGAGGAAGUCGUUCGGAAUACUGGUAGGAUUCACGUUCCUGAUUGCAGGCCUCACGAACCUAACAAACAUAGCGCUGUACGACCUGGGAUCGAAGAAGUGGGAAAACCUAUAUCCACUCAACUUCAGGAGGAUAGCAUACAUACUAAUGGGCUACAUGAUACUGUGUAUAAUCAGCAGCUCCUCCCUCUAUAUGUUCAGCAGAAAAAAGGUAGUUUUGCCGAAGGAUGAAAAAAGCAUAGAGGAAAUGUAA